Molecule: messenger RNA, 2567 nt
Organism: Cucurbita maxima (winter squash)
Lineage: Eukaryota; Viridiplantae; Streptophyta; Magnoliopsida; Cucurbitales; Cucurbitaceae
Product: probable translation initiation factor eIF-2B subunit delta
Exons: 7
Coding region: 257-2206 (649 amino acids)
Source: RefSeq, a predicted model, not a curated record
GUUUGCGGCAAGAAAUUGGUGAAUUGGAUGCGUCAAAAUUGAUUGCAUCCGUGUGGUGAAAAGGAAGGGGUUGUUGUCAUCGCGUCCAUUUCCUACCUCUGUUCUUGUUCUUCUGAUUCAGUUGCCUAUGGCGGACGCUACAUAAGCAACCAAUUACGCUCUUCUCCACUGAACCCACUUCCUCUCUUUCUACCUCUCUGCGUGGAUUCUGCUAAUUCCCAUGCCAAAAUAUUCGCGGAUCCAUCGCUAGGUCUUCAUGGAUGCUCGCCGAGGCUCCCGCAUCGUCAACCCCAAAGUUCGUCAGGUCGGAUUCUUCACCCUCGACGCUCCUAAUUCCCCUGACCGUUCCCUCUCCGGUCCGGCCAACUGUGUCCCUUCUCAACAAUCCCUCUCUCCUCCUACCAAUUCCUUGUCUCCGGUUAUGAUCCCCCCUCCCCGUCAUCUCUCCGACAACCUUGCCUCUCGCUCUGCUGUUCUUCCUGUUCCGGCUCCUGCUAAUUGGAGGAAUUCCGCUGAUCAGAUUCCUGUUGGCAGCUAUAACCCUUCCGAGACGCUGCUUGCGACGUCCCCUAUGGCGUCGCCUUCCAGUAGAAUUGAGGACGAAGAGCUGGAGAUGUCGGAGGAUUCUUCCACCUCCGUUUGGUAUCGCCGGAGUGGUUCCGGGAAGAUUGCCUCGAGCUUUCCUGGCGUUGGAAUCCACAUGGCGGCCAAGUCGUCCGAGAACUCGCAGGCGCUGCCUCUUAAGACGUUGGAACCUAAUAAGCCUGCUGGAGUUGCAGAAAAGAACGGGGGGGCAUCCACAGAGGUACAGAAUCGACAACCACCAUCAAAUUCGAAACCCCUGAAGGCAAAAACAACAAAGGCUGAAAGACGAGCUCUACAGGAGGCACAACGAGCUGCAAAAGGUGAGGCGAAUAAUUCAGGUAAUGCUCCUGGUAAAGUUGUGAAGCAGUCAUUGGCUAUGAAAGAUAACAAUGCCAUGCCUUCGGUUGCACCUACUGACAAAAGAGGAGGUGAUCGCACACUUGAUAAAGAAAGGAAGAAAGAUGCUCCCCCUCCACGAAUGCAGUUUGAUGAUAAAAAUAGGGUAGAAAAGGCUAAAAAGCGAGCCGUUUUCAACCAAACUGAAGCAAGAAAUAGGGUCGAAUUAUUUCGCCAUUUGCCACAAUACGAGCAGGGAACUCAGCUUCCUGAUCUCGUGUCGAAGUUUUUCCAACUUGACCCUAUUCAUCCUGCCAUUUACAAGGUUGGUUUACAAUAUAUGGCCGGAGAUAUAUGUGGAGGCAAUGCUCGUUGUAUUGUUAUGCUUCAUGCAUUUCAACAGGCUAUCAAAGACUACUCAACUCCGCCACAGAAGGUUCUGGGUAGAGAUUUAACUGCAAAAAUUGGUGGCUAUGUGUCAUUCUUCAACGAGUGUAGGCCACUAUCUGUUAGCAUGGGAAAUGCUAUUAGGUUUUUGAAAAACCGCAUUGCCAAAUUACCAUUGAAUCUUCCGGAAUCUGAAGUAAAAGCUACGCUUUGCUCAGAUAUCAAUCGCUUUAUCAAUGAAAAGAUUAUAAUAGCGGAUGAGGUCAUAGUUAGACAUGCUGCUACUAAAAUAAGGGAUGGAGAUGUUCUUCUUACAUAUGGAUCAUCAUCUGUUGUAGAGAUGCUUCUAUUACAUGCCCAUGAACUCGGAAAAGAAUUCCGUGUUGUGGUGGUGGAUUCCCGUCCAAAACAAGAAGGGCGAGCAUUGCUUCGUAGGCUCAUAGAGAGGGGCCUAAAUUGUACAUACACUCAUAUCAAUGCUAUUUCUUAUGUGAUGCAUGAAGUGACGCGAGUUUUUCUCGGGGCUGCUGCAGUAUUAUCUAAUGGAACUGUAUAUUCAAGAGUGGGAACUGCAGCUGUUGCCAUGGUUGCUAAUGCAUUCCGUGUUCCAGUCUUAAUCUGCUGCGAAGCUUAUAAAUUUCAUGAAAGGGUACAGCUUGACUCAAUAUGUUUCAAUGAAUUAGGUGAUCCAGAUGCUAUCUCAAAGGUUCACGAAAGGAAGGAUAUAAAUUAUCUAGAUAAUAUGACUGCUAAAGAACAAUUGCAACUUCUAAAUUUAAUGUAUGACGCUACUCCUUCGGAUUACAUCUCAAUGAUUGUCACAGAUUAUGGCGUGAUCCCACCUACAAGCGUGCCGGUGAUCGUGCGAGAGUAUCGGAGAGAGCACCUAUGGAUAUAAGGAGGUUGAAAAUGACCCUUCGUUUUGGAAGGAUACUUACAUGUGCUAGGUGAAUGAUAGAUGUUUGUUGCAUGUGACCGUGCAAGAAAAAUAGCCGAAGCAUGCUGCAAGGAGUUUUUUUUUUGAAUCACAAUCUGGACUUAGAUACAAACUUUUGGGUUUUAUUAUGCCUUACUGAUUCAAAUUUUGAUUUUGUUGCCUCUCCUCACAGUUUUCCAGGUGUUCUUCUGGGAAAAAUAUACUAAGGCAGAGUAAGGUUUGAAAAGGUCGAUGUUUAUUGGUCGGUCCGAACACAAUAAAUAAAUCAUGAACUUUGUUGAAUUUAUUUGAAUCAAUGAAUGAGAUUUGAAUUGUUCCUUUA